AUGGGGCUGAGUUUCACAAAGCUGUUCGGUAGUUUUUUUCCUAAGCAGGAGAUACGAAUUGUGAUGAUGGGACUGGAUGCAGCCGGUAAAACCACCAUUUUGUACAAGCUUAAGCUUGGACAGGUCGUCUCUACCGUCGUUACCGUCGGAUUUAAUGUGGAGAUGGUGGAAUACAUGAACAUCAACUUCUCUGUUAUGGAUGUUGGUGGUCAAGGCAAGACCCGCCCUUUAUGGAGGCACUAUUUCCAAAAUGCUCGGUGCCUUAUUUUUGUCAUAGAUAGCAAUGACAGGGAUAGAGUUGAUGAUGCAAGGAAUGAAUUACAACUGAUGUUGCAAGAGGAUGAAUUAAGAGAUGCUUUAUUGCUAGUAUUUGCCAACAAACAAGAUCUUCCAAAUGCAAUGAAUACCGCAGAAAUAACUAACAAGCUUGGUCUUCACUCUCUUGGCCAGCGAAGAUGGUAA
Pistacia vera is the source of this 462-nucleotide messenger RNA. Its product is annotated as ADP-ribosylation factor 1-like. The coding region runs from base 1 to 462 and encodes 153 amino acids. Gene Ontology annotation, cellular component: cytoplasm. Gene Ontology annotation, molecular function: GTPase activity; GTP binding. The transcript has 4 exons. The record is from RefSeq and is a predicted model, not a curated record. Lineage: Eukaryota; Viridiplantae; Streptophyta; Magnoliopsida; Sapindales; Anacardiaceae. Gene Ontology annotation, biological process: vesicle-mediated transport; intracellular protein transport.